AUGGCCAGCAGUGAGCGUUUUCCAGGGGAGCUGGUUGGUGGUCCUGAGGCCCAGGCAAAGCCUCCGGAGCCCCUGGCAGCCCCGGCCCUGCCUCCUGUGUUCUUCUCCGGGGUCUUCAUGGACCUGUCUAAAAAGUUUGGGCCCCAUGGGAUCCCUGUGACAGUAUUUCCCAAAAGGGAGUAUAAGGAUAAACCGAACGGCAAGCAGCUCCAAAGGAACACAUUCCAAGAAUGGAUAGAAGUCAAUCAGGAAGUGAACUGUGCUGUUCCUGAUAACCUUCCUCCAGUCCCUCCUCCUGAGCGCCUGUGGACUUCUAAGCCACCUCCUCUCUUCCACGAAGGAGCACCUUAUCCUCCCACCUUGUUUUUCAGGGACACAUAUAACCAAUUAAUACCUCAGCCACCUCCUCGGAAAAUUAAGAGACUCAAACGUAAAAUGUACAGGGAAGAACCCAUUUCAAUAAUGUAUGUGAUUAACCUACAGCCCAGGCAAGUCCUGUGUGAUAAGUGUAAAAACAGUGUUGUUGCAGAAAAGAAGGAAAUUAGGAAAGGUAGCAGUGACUCUUCUAGGUAUGAAGAUAAAAAAUGGAGAAAUGACAGUGUAGCUACUGUGAACAAGAAACUGAAAACUGACCAUAAAGUGGACGGGAAAAAGCAAAACGAAAGCCAGAGAAGAAACGCUGUGGUGAGGGUUUCCAGAUCGCUCACAGCUCAGGCAAACACGUCAAAAGCUCAGUUAAGUACCAAGAAAGUGCUCCAGAGCAAGAUCAUGGAUCACGCAAAACCUCGGGAAGUAUUGAAAACUGCCAAAGAAAAGGCACAGAAAAAGCAGAGUGAAACCUCUACUUUCAAAAACAGCCACCCGAAAGUCCAUUUCACACGGUACUAUCAGAAUCCUAGCUCAGGUUCCCUCCCACCUCGAGUGCGUUUAAAACCACGAAGGUACAGGAAUGAAGAAAAUGACUCUUCUCUGAAGACAGGACUGGAGUAAAUUCCGAGUGGCGAGCUGGCCCCUAAGCCACAGUCUCGCUGUACUUCCAACAGCUCAGCAGCACAAAGACAUUAACAGACUGCUGGUUUCUUGGAUGUGUGCCACUUUGACAGAGCAAGAGCGUCAGGACUGGCUAAGA
Molecule: messenger RNA, 1129 nt
Organism: Microtus ochrogaster (prairie vole)
Lineage: Eukaryota; Metazoa; Chordata; Mammalia; Rodentia; Cricetidae
Product: PWWP domain-containing protein 2A-like
Exons: 3
Source: RefSeq, a predicted model, not a curated record